Synchiropus splendidus (mandarinfish) is the source of this 3432-nucleotide messenger RNA. Its product is annotated as major facilitator superfamily domain-containing protein 12-like. Gene Ontology annotation, molecular function: symporter activity. Gene Ontology annotation, cellular component: membrane. Bases 534 to 1964 code for a protein of 476 amino acids. NCBI's taxonomy places the organism in Eukaryota, Metazoa, Chordata, Actinopteri, Syngnathiformes, Callionymidae. Gene Ontology annotation, biological process: carbohydrate transport. The transcript has 11 exons. The record is from RefSeq and is a predicted model, not a curated record.
AAGCGAGUUACUCAACGACCUCCUGUUAAACCUGCCGAUUAUCAUCUCGCUGGAGCUGGAAUCCCGUCCUCCCAUUGGUCCGCUCCGGCGUUGCGUCAUCUUUGCCGGUCCUGGACUUGUUUACAUCUGGUAGCGUUUAUGUCACAGAUGUUCGCCGCCUGAAAACUCGAACUCCAACAUUCCAUUUUGUUUUUUUUUUUAAACCACAAAGACGCAGAGUCUCUUGUUGGCUGUUUUCUCCUGACAACAGUUGGCGUACAGGUGUUCCUGAGGUUGAAAAUGUUCUCUCCGUGAGGCUCGAGUGUCUCCUCCUCAGCGGCGUUUGUCACCUGAUCUCUGGAGGAAAUUGGCUGCUCCAUGGAACCGGGUGACAGUCAGCUAUUGUACGUUAAGCCGCGCAAAUGGGACCAUGUCAAAGGGAGGCUCGGGGAACACGUUUGUAUUGUGAGUUCAACCCACCAGAAACUGAUAUUUAACCCGAUGAAGGUGUUGAACAGCUGAGUCAUCUCGUCGGCGCGUGAGUAGACACGAUCAUGUCGGAACCGGCCCGCUCUCUGCCCUUCUUCAAGAGACUCAGCUAUGCAGUGGGCCACUUUCUCAACGACCUGUGCGCUUCCAUGUGGUUCACUUACCUGCUCAUCUUCUACCACUCGGUGCUGGGCUUCGAGACCACGUAUGCAGGGGUGCUGCUGCUGGUGGGACAGAUAGCUGACGCUCUCUCCACACCCCUGGUGGGUUACGAGUCGGACCACACACCCGGCUGUGGGAACUAUGGCAAAAGGAAGAGCUGGCAUCUCGUAGGGACGCUGUGUGUGGUCCUGUCCUUCGCCUUCAUCUUUAACCAGUGUCUGGGCUGCGACCAAAACACCCCCCAGUGGGCCAGUCUCAUCUACUUCAUCCCCUUCAUCAUCAUCUUUCAGUUCGGAUGGGCCGCCACUCAGAUAUCCCACCUGUCACUCAUACCUGAGCUGGUCACAUGUGAGCACGCAAAGGUCGAGCUCACGGCCUACAGGUAUGCCUUCACAGUUGUGGCCAACAUCACAGUCUAUGCUGUGGCUUAUCUCUUGCUCCACCUGCAAGGGAAAGAUAACUCGGAUCCACUCACCGAUUCAGUUGGACCAAAAGACAUGUCCAUCUUCAGGAACCUGGCUCUGAUCGUGCUGGGCAUCGGCAUCGCCUUCUCCACCAUCUUCCACCUGGGCACGGCGGAGGGGAGGCCAGAGGGAGAGCAGGAGGAGGCUGAGGGCGAGAAGACCCCGCUGCUUCAUCGUCGUCAGAAGAACUUUCCCCUUCUCCUGCAGUGGAAGUGCUGGCUGAGGCAGCCAUCGUUCUACCAGGUGGCUGCUCUCUACAUGUGCACCAGACUCAUAGUCAACCUGUCGCAGACCUACAUCUCCAUGUACCUCACCAGCUCACUGCGGCUGUCCAAGAAAUUCAUCGCCACCAUUCCUCUGCUCAUGUACAUGAGCGGGUUCCUGUCCUCCUUCAUCAUGAAGCCGCUCAACAAGCUCAUCGGGAAAAGCCUGACCUACUUCCUGGGCCUGCUGCUGAUCGCCAUCUUCUCUGGCUGGGUUCUACUGGACCCCUGCAUGAGCGAGCGGGUCUACGGUGCUGCUGUCCUGCUGGGGGCGGGCUCCGCCACCAUCCUGGUCAUAUCCCUGUCCAUGACGGCCGAGCUCAUCGGGGACCAGACGCAAAGUGGAGCGUUUGUUUACGGCGCCAUGAGCUUCACCGACAAGUUCGCUAACGGCGUCGCUGUCAUGCUGAUCCAGGCCCUGAACCCGUGCCCGACGGCGCUGGACUGCAACACCCCAGUGUGGUUCUACCACAACGUCAUGGUGGCGGUGACUGGUGGAGUCACUGUGGCUGCCGUGCUGGUGCUCUGCUCCCUCCUCAUCUGGCCCAUCAAGCUCAGACUACGGGUUGUGGCUGAGGCGGUCUGUGAGGAGGCCAGUGUCAACUGACGCGUCCAUGACGUCGCCUUCACCACGGCUUCACUGGCGAACAGAGGACGAUCAGGCCUCCAAUGGAAGGACAGGCAUCGACCGGGAGAGUCUUAACCAGGGGAGCCGUCUGCCAACAGCUGCUUGCUGUGGGAGCUCACUACACACGUGACUGCUGUGAAACAUGUCUAUGCAGUGGGGGAAUAUAGAGGGGAAAAAAGGGAUGAAUCACAAGGGAAUAUUUUAAAUAUGAACUGAGGGAAAGCUGCAUUAUCUGUAACUUGUACGGGGAUAAACUUGUGUCAAUGUUUGUGGUCUACCAGGUUCACCAAACACAGCGAGCCAACCACAUGCUUCAGUAACACUCUUUCAUUCUUUAAAUGGGGAUUUAAAUCGAUUUCACACCUCAGAGAGAAGCUCGGUGGCUUCUGGGGAUUAUUUUUCUGCAUUUCAUGCCUCAAACUGUGACCUGGCAGAACUGCCGCUCAUCCUCUGAAGAUGGAAAGAUUUGAAACUCCAGCAGUGGUGAACCGUCCGAAACGGGAGCACUUUGAGAGAAGGUGUCUCACAUGAAUGCGCCAAAGAUUCACCUCUUUUGAUUUGUCCUCUACUUUUGAGGAUAUUUGGAAGGAAUAUAUAGUUUUUAUCGCUGUGAUGUAUUGUCUGUGAGGAAUCAUAACUACAGCUCUGUUGUGUUUGCUUUAUAGGAAACUAAUGAACACUAUCUGUGCUAACUAACUAAAGGGAACACUGAGAUGAAACAGUGCAGUUUGGUGAGGGAAAAUGCUGUUUACAGCCCUGCAUGCACCUCAGAACAGGUGUGAAUCUUCAGGCAGUGAAGCGUGUCACACGUCUCUGCUGAAGGCCUCUUGUGAUUUGUUAUUUUUGUUAACUUCUGGAAUCAAAAACCAAAUGACUUCAUUGAAUUCCAAAAAGGGAUCAACACUUAUUGUCUGCUAAGUGACAGGGAAUCAAGCCAGUGGCUAUGACGCACAUCUGAAAUGUCUAUUCUUUCUCUUUUUCAUGAACAUAAAUGCCUGUGAAUGUGUAUUAAAUCUGUUCAUAAAUACAAAUGUACCCAAGUUAUAUUUUAUUAAAUGUCAAUCACCUGUUGCUUUAUGUUCAACUGCGCAAAAACCUCUGCUGUACACGAUGUCUCCUAUGGGUGACGCCGAUUCAAGUACAACACUUGUGUCAGCAGUGGCGGUUUUAGAUACAUUUAACAGGAAUAAAACCAACAGACUAUGUUGACGUGCAUAGAGCAGAAUGACAGUCUGAGUGAAGUUACCUCCUUUUUUUGUGUCUAAAAAACUGACAAAAAAAUUUGGCUUAGUUGGGAUUUGAACCUGUACAGUUGACUAGCACCUGAGCGCUCUCUUCAUCUGUGUGAGCUGUUCUCUCACAGCUGGUGCCCCCUUUCUUAUUCAGGAUCCAGAAUUUUACUUGAAUGAAUUCAGACAAUCUGAUUUAUACGGACAAAUAAACAAAA